CUACGUGUAUCAACGCUAACAUAAAGAUGGAGCUGCUCUGUGUUUUUGGCGUCGCUCUGCUGCUCCUCAGCGCCGUAACAUCUGCGGAGGAACAGCAGAAAAACUCCCAGUGCCAUAACUACGCAGGAGGACAYGUUUAUCCCGGAGAGGCUUUCCGUGUGCCCGGUUCUGACCAUUCCCUGCACCUCAGCAAAGCGAAAAUUUCUAAGCCUGCACCAAACUGGGAAGGAACAGCUGUCAUCAAUGGUGAGUUCAAGGAGCUGAAGUUGUCCGACUACAAAGGAAAAUAUCUCGUCUUUUUCUUCUAUCCUUUGGACUUCACAUUCGUCUGUCCUACUGAGAUYAUUGCAUUCAGCGAUCGUGUGCAUGAAUUUCAGGCCAUUAAUACAGAAGUGGUUGCCUGCUCAGUGGACUCGCAGUUCACCCACCUGGCUUGGAUCAACACCCCUAGGAAACAGGGUGGACUUGGACAAAUGAAAAUCCCUCUGCUGUCUGACCUCACUCACCAAAUUUCUAAAGACUAUGGAGUCUACUUGGAGGACCAAGGACACACACUUAGAGGUCUGUUUAUCAUCGAUGGCAAAGGCAUCCUGAGGCAGAUCACCAUGAAUGAUCUCCCUGUGGGACGAUCUGUGGACGAGACUCUGCGGCUGGUCCAAGCUUUCCAAUACACAGACAAACACGGAGAAGUGUGUCCAGCAGGAUGGAAACCAGGCAGUGACACAAUUAUUCCAGACCCUUCAGGCAAGCUGAAGUAUUUUGAUAAACUGAACUGAAUGACCUUUCUUCUUCUCCAGUUUGUGAAAUCCGCCCAAAUUUAAAUAAAAAGUUUUCCAAUAUAUGUA
Austrofundulus limnaeus is the source of this 845-nucleotide messenger RNA. It is a transcript of the gene prdx4, whose product is annotated as peroxiredoxin 4. NCBI's taxonomy places the organism in Eukaryota, Metazoa, Chordata, Actinopteri, Cyprinodontiformes, Rivulidae. The record is from RefSeq and is a predicted model, not a curated record. Gene Ontology annotation, biological process: response to oxidative stress; cellular response to stress; cell redox homeostasis. Gene Ontology annotation, molecular function: thioredoxin peroxidase activity. Gene Ontology annotation, cellular component: cytosol; endoplasmic reticulum.